This is a messenger RNA of Pogona vitticeps (central bearded dragon), 805 nucleotides long. The record is from RefSeq and is a predicted model, not a curated record. Lineage: Eukaryota; Metazoa; Chordata; Lepidosauria; Squamata; Agamidae.
GUCACAUCAAAGGACUCACACUGGGGAGAAACCACAUAAAUGUAUGGAAUGUCGAAAGAGCUUUAAUCACAGUGGCUAUCUUAAGUUACAUCAAAGGACUCACACUGGGGAGAAACCACAUAAAUGUAUGGAAUGUGGAAAGAGCUUUAGUCACAGUGAUGCCCUUAAGUCACAUCAAAGGACUCACACUGGAGAGAAACCACAUAAAUGCAUGGAAUGUGGAAAGAGUUUUAAUCAGAGUGGUGACCUUAGGUCACAUCAAAGGACUCACACUGGAGAGAAACCACAUAAAUGCAUGGAAUGUGGAAAGAGUUUUAAUCAGAGUGGUGACCUUAGGUCACAUCAAAGGACUCACACUGGAGAGAAACCACAUAAAUGCAUGGAAUGUGGAAAGAGUUUUAAUCAGAGUGGUGACCUUAGGUCACAUCAAAGGACUCACACUGGAGAGAAACCACAUAAAUGCAUGGAAUGUGGAAAGAGUUUUAAUCAGAGUGGUGACCUUAGGUCACAUCAAAGGACUCACACUGGAGAGAAACCACAUAAAUGCAUGGAAUGUGGAAAGAGUUUUAAUCAGAGUGGUGACCUUAGAAAGAGCUUUAGUCACAGUAGUACCCUCUGGUCACAUCAAAGAACUCACACUGGGGAGAAACAACAUCAAUGUUUGGAAUGUGGAAAGAGAUUUAGUCACAGUGGUCAUCUUAAAAAGAGCUUUAGUCACAGUAGUACCCUCUGGUCACAUCAAAGAACUCACACUGGGGAGAAACAACAUAUGUGGAAACAGCUUUACUCAGAACUCUCAAGUUAA